Anopheles marshallii is the source of this 267-nucleotide messenger RNA. Its product is annotated as chymotrypsin inhibitor-like. NCBI's taxonomy places the organism in Eukaryota, Metazoa, Arthropoda, Insecta, Diptera, Culicidae. The transcript is spliced from 2 exons. Bases 1 to 267 code for a protein of 88 amino acids. The record is from RefSeq and is a predicted model, not a curated record.
AUGCGCGCCAUCUUUGUCUUGCUCGUUGUCGCUGUCUUCGCUUUCUUGGGAGUUUCAGCCCAAGGAAAGCAGCAGCAGCCCAAGUGCGGCGAAAACGAAAGCUUCCAACGUUGUGGAAGUGCAUGCGAGCGCACGUGCAGCAACGGAGAUGAUUGGGAGAAACCAUGCAAAGCGCCCUGCGUCGACAAAUGUUUCUGCCUGGAUGGAUUCUUGCGUGACGAUAGCGGCAAAUGCGUCCGUGCCUGGCGUUGCAACCCUUCACUGUAA